Messenger RNA from Neurospora tetrasperma FGSC 2508, 3801 nucleotides. RefSeq lists its product as uncharacterized. The coding region runs from base 1 to 3621 and encodes 1206 amino acids. Gene Ontology annotation, molecular function: protein-folding chaperone binding; ATPase inhibitor activity. Lineage: Eukaryota; Fungi; Ascomycota; Sordariomycetes; Sordariales; Sordariaceae. The record is from RefSeq and is a predicted model, not a curated record. Gene Ontology annotation, cellular component: cytoplasm. The transcript is spliced from 2 exons.
AUGCUCGGGAAACUCUUUAACCUCGGUGCUGUGUCGGGCGCCGGAGAUACCGCUUCCGCCCAAACAGCUUCCUACAAAUCUAUCACCUCCCUAGAUUCCGUUCAAGAAGACAUACACACUCGAAAUCUUCUCUUUCCCGAUCCGCAGGACUUGUUCGAACAGCGUCUUAACGACGUUUUCCCCCUAUCAAGCGUCUCUUCUGUCACUGCGAGCCCCUCGACCAAUGCCUACGACUACAAUGGCAGCAUUGAGCUCGAUGUGCGCGACGUUCGCGUCAUCGUUAUGCAGGAUGCUCUAGGCUCCCUCACCUCUUCCCUUCUCUACGACAGCCACCGCCGCAACCCGACCUCCCCGCGGAAGCCCAGCAUCAGCCAUACACAACGUCCUAUGGUCAUCCAGUCCAACAGCCCCAAAACACGACAAGGUGCUUUUGAGAAUCGAAGUUCCCUUGGCCGAACUCCGGGCCAUGGUCACUUCGAAUCCGACUCCCAACGCCACAUGCGCGAGUAUCGCGAGGAACUUGCCACCUUCUCCAGCUGCAUCUUCGGCAAUUCUGAACUCAUGGCAUACAAAGGAACAUCGACAAAGGUUCACGUGGUACCGACAGAAGCCAAACAGACCGACUCCGGUUCAGCGUUUGCUGACAGGCAGAGCUCCAUGGGGAGGGCAAGUAUGAGGUCGAGUCGGCUCUCACAAUCAUUUUCGUCGGAGACCAUGCCGUCUUAUGCCGGAGCUCAGAGCGCUACUUCAGCAAAUCGUGUGCCAGAUCGUAAGCGAGUCCUCGUCACGAGACUGUUUCCCGUGAGUCUACCUGUUGAGGAAGAUAUGAUCAGUCCUCGUUCCUCCUUUACCGAACAAAGCACGGGUUACCCGUUCCCACAGGCCGCCGAGGAUGUCAGAAAUAAAAAGAAAAAGGCGCAGCCCAAACAGAAGAGAACUCCCAUGUAUGCGGUUGCAUUGGUAAUCAACCUUCCUCAGUCUUCCCCUCAUUACACGCCCACCACAACGUCGAGGCAAGGUUUUCGGGAAUCCAGUUCUUACCAAGAACAGGAUUCGUUUCCUUCUUCCCUUAAUUCAAUACGACCCUCGGGUUGGACUAUGGUUGGCCAGGGAGGGUAUGGAUUUGAGUCUUUUGAGACGACUUUCGGCAGUGACACUGAAGACCAAAUCGAUGUUAUCACACAACAUUGGGACAUAAUUAUGAGGACGCUGAAUCAGCUGCAAUCUGUCGUUGCCAAGGUCAUAUUAUCGAUGCUUCUACAGGCGGAUUUUGCUUCCCCUGAUCCUCUUCCGGCUUACAUCCCCUCUCAGAUCGCACAAAGCCAAUCAAAAGCUGGACGGCGCAGCGGCGAUCCACCUCCACCCAAACCACCCAAGACAAAUGCAAAACACGUUACACUACCUCCAAACUGUCUUCUCGAGAAUCGACACAUCAGCCGGGAAACGGACUACGCCAAGGCCAGGAUAAUCGAUGGUAUUCGAGCGGCGCGAGUUGUCACUGGACAGAACCGAUGGCCCAUUUGGCGGGAGGAAGCUCGUUGGGUGGCCAGAUGGGCUGGCGGCAAAGAGCAGGGCUUCUUUUUUAACUUACUUACAGGCUUUCUUGCGACACACACCGACUGGCUGCAGGCACUAAGUCCCCCAUCCUAUCGGCGUCGCUAUUGUAUACAGCAGAAAGGGCGCAUGGACGUAGAUGCGUCGGUUCCCAAUCGGACUAUUAUUGUGGCCCAAGAUAAAAGCGUUGCGCGAAGAUUACUCUUCUUAUUGGCUGCAUUUUUGCCGGCAUCCCAACAGGUCCCCGGUGUCCGUCCACAUCGGCCAAGUACCGCUGCUUCAUUCGGGACAUUUUCGCAGUCUCCCCCGUCGCUUGUUGUGCCUAUCCUUAAGGAGGAGUCGCUACGGAGGAGGAUCAACCGCCGUACGGGUCCCGGGCGAGCAUGUCACUCGCGGAAUUUUAGCUUGCAAUCGCAAGGCGCACGUGCUGCCGCAGUUCCGACUAACUUGGCGCACUUGAGUAUGGAAUCGAGGCACGAGAGGCGAGCUUCCGACGCUAGUUCGAUACGGACGACCCAUCUUCCCAUCCGAGGCAACGACCUGACCAUGCAGAAAAGUAGUGCUGCUACAACUGGAGCUAUCACCCCUGAAAUGAGCAUCGCUCAUUUUGCCAUGGUCCAUCGCGCCGACUCUUUUGCUAGUACUCGACCGGGCAGCAGUAACAGCCUUGCUGCCGACGACCUCAAGCGUAUCUCACGGUCUGGCAGUGGAGGUUCGCAGAGCUUUAUGACCAGUGAGCAACGACAGACUUCGAGGUGGGGGAGUGUGAUCAGCGGCUUAUGGAGCACGCGAAGAAGAGAUUCCAUCGUCUCAGCAAAGCCUCGCAGUGGCAGCAUUGGGCAAAGUGAAGCUACAACCUCUCCGAUGAGGAAGGACACGGAUAGAGCCCCCAUGUCACCCCAAACACCUGGAAGGAGCUCUAUGCGGCAGCCUGGGGACGUCCCAACACGUGCCGCUCUGGAUCAAAGGGGAAAUCCAAAAUCACCCGUUGCGGUGCCUGGAGAGAACCGAAGCUUCUCAGGCCAAACCACUCCCGGACAGAAGCCACAACGGAUUCCCGAUCCUUCAGGUGCCUUUGAGUCUCCGGUCAAGACGUCCAUUAACGAUGACGGAGUCAUUGACGUCGAUAUCCCUUUCCCUGACUAUCUUGCCUCUUUCGAAACUGCAGUGAGUUCACCAUCGAGCAGUGGAUACCUAUCCAACGCUGGGUUUGGUACAGCAUUCGAUACAUUUGAGCAGUCGUCGCGCGUUUCUGUCGAUGCGGAUGGGCCAUUGAAUGCUGCUGGUUGGCUGCAAAGUUACCAUCCAGAUUUCGUACUCCAGGCGAUGCCGGCGCAAGAAGGCCUCAAGGAGCAGAUUAAGGCCUCGAUGGAAGCCGAACCACCUACUACGUGGGUCCCCAAUUCGUCUGAAAGUGCCACGGAGAAGUGGGUGGAUGUCAGCACAGCCAUCAUCGCCGAUAGUACUACGUUCACGAUUACGCGAAUACGAUAUCGUCGUCUCGUCAGGGCCAGUUUUGGUAGUGGCCCGAACACGCCUGCCACUAUGACGCCGGUAGCUGCCUCCCCAGCACCCACACUUCCGUCGCCUUCCCCUUUCGAUCCAUACAUCAAGGAUGAAUUUAUCGAAGAAACAUUACUCAGCUCAGAUGAUGCCUUGGUAGAAGCUGUGGAGAAGGUCAUUGCCACCGCCGGCGAUAUCAGCAAAGGAAGCUCCAACUGCUCUUCGCGCUCAACCAGCAAGCUGCGAGAGAGGAGUGACAGCACGUCGUCCCAGCAGCACCCAGAGGACACCUACCAUCGCCCUAGGGAGCUUGUUGUUCCCCAGGAGGUUCCUAGAUCACAAUGCAAGACAGUGAUCUUGUCAGCUCUAGAAGAAAUCAUUCGUGAAGUCAUAGAAGACUUGGACCCAAGCUUAGGACAAAGGACGGCUGGCGGCAAGGAAGCUAGCUCGGGAAUAGGUCGAAGGCGAGAGAAGGAGAACAUGGAGGCCCAAAGAAUCCCAGGAAGCAUACUGCGAGAGGCAGUCAGGAAAUGGCGUGAGAGUGUUGAUAUGGGGAGCGAGUGACUUGUGAAAUUCUGUUGAUACCCUUUUGUUUUUCAUUUCUUUGUCAUCUGUUGUUGCUGGUUUCCCCGUCAUGCUGGCACCCGCAUAUUUAACACGACUUCAUUAAGCCACAACAGCAUCUAUUGUUAGCAAUUUUAUCACACCGCAACAGGGUCCGUUUGACACCCCCACCAAAUAGCG